Molecule: messenger RNA, 1290 nt
Organism: Sclerotinia sclerotiorum 1980 UF-70
Lineage: Eukaryota; Fungi; Ascomycota; Leotiomycetes; Helotiales; Sclerotiniaceae
Exons: 2
Coding region: 1-1290 (429 amino acids)
Molecular function (GO): glycosyltransferase activity
Source: RefSeq, a predicted model, not a curated record
AUGUCCAAUCUCAGCUCCUCAACCUGCUCCCCCAACGCCUCCAAUUCCUCCUCUCCAACCACAACCAAUUUACCCUCCCCAACCGCAAACACAACCACCCCACUACCCACCACCCCCCUCAAAGCCGCCUACGCAACCCUCAUAACCACCCUUUCCUACCUCCCAGGCGCCCUUCUCCUCGCCUACACCCUCCAAAAACAAGGAUCCCAAUACCCCCUCAUCCUUAUGUACACCGGACUCCCCGCAAACACCAUCGCACUUCUCAAACGAGAAGCCCAACACUCCAACAUAAUCCUACACGAAACCACACUAUUAAACCUAAGUCCGAACGCGGGGGUCGCCGCCCGCUUCGCAGAUACCUGGACCAAAUUACAGGUAUUCUCGUUCUACGAUUCCGGGUACGAAAGGAUCUGUUUUCUAGAUGCGGAUAUGUUGAUUCUCGGACCCAUGGAUGAAUUACUCCUCAACACUUCUCUUCGAAAACCAGAUAUUGAAGGAGAAAGCGGGAAACUCCUCGCUGCAAAUCACGUGUGCGUGUGUAAUCUCGACAGAGAUUCCUGGGCUCCUAGCGACUGGCGCCGCGAAAAUUGCGCAUACACAACAACCCCUAACAAUAAUCACUCCCCACAAGAAACCCAACACGUCCCACCAACCGGCAGCGGUCUGCACACGCACACUCUCCUCAACUCAGGCCUCUUCAUCUUCACCCCUAGCAAAGAAACCUGGAACGACAUGUGGAAAUUCAUCCACACGCACUCAUCCAGUCUCUCUCACUACCAAUUCCCCGACCAAGAUUUCCUCACCGAAUGGUGGCGCGAUCGCUGGAUCAGCGUAGGAUGGAAAUGGAAUGCCUUGAAAACAUGGCGCUAUUGGCAUCCGGAGAUGUGGCGCGAUGAGGACGUACGCGCUUUGCAUUAUAUCGUUGAUAAACCGUGGCGGGCGCGUGUUCCUGCUUCGGGAAUUGCGGGGUAUAGGGGGAAUGAUGGGGUGACGCAUGGAUGGUGGUGGGAGGCGUAUGGGAAGUGGGAGGGGGAAAGGAGGGAGGCGGGAGAAAUGGGAAUUUUGGAGUUGUUUUGGCUCUGGCGUUUGGAGAGGAUAGGAUAUGUACCUUUUGUACAAACAGCGAAGUUAUUAGCGAACCAUAUUUUAUGGGCCUCAGCCAGAGAAUCAUUCAGCAAGAUCGUUCAUGGCUUAUUAGUUAAGAAAUGUGCCAACCGUACCUACAUUAUCGACUAUCGGGUGAACCAUAAAUUCAGCGCCAUUGUCACAGGCAGAAAGACAUUGGAAUAG